Messenger RNA from Trichophyton benhamiae CBS 112371, 882 nucleotides. RefSeq lists its product as uncharacterized. The coding region runs from base 1 to 882 and encodes 293 amino acids. The transcript is spliced from 2 exons. The record is from RefSeq and is a predicted model, not a curated record. NCBI's taxonomy places the organism in Eukaryota, Fungi, Ascomycota, Eurotiomycetes, Onygenales, Arthrodermataceae.
AUGGAAGCUCUCCUCGCUCACUCCUUCGACUAUCUCUCCUCCUACGACCAGGGCAAGAUCCGCAAGGGUCUCCGACAGGUCGAGGGACUUCUGGCACAGAUAUGCCUCUCGAGAUCAAAGCUGACGGCUGCCGAGAAGAGACGGUCCAUGAUACCCCUGGAUUCAGCUCCGUCGCCGCCAAAGUCAACAAGCGAGCUGAGUGACGAUCCAGCCUACCGAGAGUUCUACAAGCUUCAAGAUGGCUUUCAAUGGAAUGUUGCUCUGCGCCUAAUAUCAUGCCUCGAACACCUGCUUGGUCGCGGAAGCAAUGGCACAAAUGACCUCCUCAUCGUGUCUGCGCUCGACCUUAUCCAGGGAAUCUUGCUCCUCCACCCACCUUCCCGUGCUCUGUUCGCCCGAGAGAUAUAUAUGAACAUUUUGCUAGACCUCCUUGAGCCAGCGAACUGUCCUGCCAUCCAGUCUGCCACUCUGCUGACUCUGGUUACGGCCCUGCUCGACACGCCUACCAACACCCGCACAUUCGAGGAGCUUGACGGCCUUCUCACGAUAACAUCCCUAUUCAAGUUGCGAUCUACGUCUCGAGAAGUGAAGCUGAAACUUGUUGAGUUCCUAUACUUCUAUCUCAUGCCUGAAACACCACAGCUACCAGUUGUGAAUGCCAGCGCGCCUAACACAGCUGCUGGCCUACAGCGCAGCCCAAGCAAACAUGGCGGCCCAACGUCACGCAGUGUGGAUGCUCCUGGGCGCAGGCGCUCUGCAGCUAGUGCAGACACAAAAACGACCGAAGAGAAACAGAAUCUUCUUGGCAGGUAUCUGAGUAACGUCGAAGACCUGGUAGAGGACCUCAAGGAGACAGCGCCAUUUGGCAGUGCUGUCUUUUAA